Messenger RNA from Symbiodinium pilosum, 793 nucleotides. The record is from the annotation of a GenBank genome assembly. NCBI's taxonomy places the organism in Eukaryota, Dinophyceae, Suessiales, Symbiodiniaceae.
AUGGGCCUGGCGCUGUCACAGUUGGAACACUGCCCUACUGGCACUCGCCUGCUGUUGGCAUUAUAUGCCUCAUGCUGUGGAGCACCUGCCUUGCCUAACUCCGUUGGCAUGAACGUGGGUCGCGUGACAACAGCCCUCUUUGCCUGCUGCACCGCAAACGUCUUUACACGCAAGCAGCUAGCUCCUCUUGUUCUUUCGGCCCUUCACAGGCCACUCUGCAGUGGCUCAGAUGCGCUGCUGGCUUUGACUGAAGUGCAGACAUCCGUGUCCUGCUUGCCCGUGGUGGAGCAGGAGCUCGGCUCCCUCCGUUUCCUGGCCUGGCUGGUGACGAACACCGCAGGCAGCAACGGGCUCUUCCUUCUCUUGAUGAGCCUGCUGCAAAAGCAGGGAAGAUUCUCUGCUGGACUUCGCAUCAACCAAGGGUUGUGGAGCAUUGCGCUCUGUGGCUUGACACAGCGAGCCCUGGACAUCCCAAACUUCCGGACCAGUUUGCUUGGCCUCAUGGAGGUUCCUUCCAAGUGGUAUCCCUUCUCUAUUGCCGUAGCGCUCUCAGUCUUCAGUGGCUCCAUACAGUGGGAGACGUUCUCUGCAGUUUCCUUUGCCUACCUUUGGUGGGCUCUACGUCUUGAUGGUGUCCUUUUGCCUUCAAGAGACACUGCUAGGAAACUGGAGGCCAGAGUGCCAGUGGCUGGACUGAUUAGUCUUCUGGGUGGCUCCUGGAUACCUGCUGUUCCACCAGGGCAGAAUGCGCCCCAUCGGCCUAGACCAGCUGGUCCAGCGAGACCUGCUGCAG